GGCCCCUAGCAUUCUAAUCAGUAUUUAGUGUCUCGAGCUCGCGGGCCGGCUGCUUUGGUGCUGUCCUGGCCUCUCCUUCCGACGCUGUUUCCGCACGCCUGAGUGUGCGCCGCCGGCCCUGGGCUCCAGUUUCCGCUUUUUGAUGAGUUCCAGAAUGAAGCAGACAAAAGAAGGGUCCAAAGGAACUAUAACGGAUUAUUUCUUGGACAACACAGAUGGCAGCCUUAUACCAAGACGAACACUCAAGAUGAUUCAGCCUUCUGCAUCUGGUUCUCUAGUUGGAAGAAUAAAUGAGGCUGUAUCCAAAAGGAAUCUUUUGAAUGACCAACUAACCUCCAAAUCUUCUAACACUGAUGCUGUUAUAAACCCUGAGCAUAGUGAAAAUGAAAACCUUGAAGGAGUCUCUCAAGAAGCUUUUGAUCUCAUGAUUAAAGAAAACCCUUCUUCUCAGUAUUGGAAAGAAGUGGCAGAAAAACGGAGGAAGGCUCUUUAUGAAGUACUACAAGAAAAUGAGAAACUACAUAAAGAAAUUGAACAGAAGGACAAUGAAAUUGCCCGCCUAAAAGAAGAAAAUAAGGAACUGGCUGAACUAGCAGAACAUGUGCAAUAUAUGGCAGAUAUGAUAGAAAGGUUAACUGGACAGUCUCUAGAAAACUUUGAACCACUAAACAAUCCAACAUUUGAGGAUUCUGAUUCUGGAGGUGAAGAAGUAGGCAGAGAUUCUGAAGAACAUCCCCAGAUUGACACUGAUGAAAGAAAUGCUUCUUUAUCUUCAGAUGGAUGACCACAUAUAUAAAUAUUUUAUGUUCAACUUGGGAAAUAACACUGCCAAAGUUUACCUCCACUUCAGUUACAUCUUUUGGUUACUUUUCUAAAUUAGUGAAUGCCUUGAACAUUUGGCUCUUUUUAAAAUUGAUACUUAGUGGAAGAGAAUUAACUGUAUUCUGCAAACUGUUAUAGUUUGCUUUUGGACACUUGUAUUAAAAUACAAAUACUGUGUAUUUUUAAUCUUGUGAUAAUUUAUGUAAAUAGCAUCUUUUCAAUUGAGUCUGGAAUGACUUACAUAUACUUGAUAAAUAAACUUCAA
Dromiciops gliroides (monito del monte) is the source of this 1087-nucleotide messenger RNA. It is a transcript of the gene GMNN, whose product is annotated as geminin DNA replication inhibitor. Gene Ontology annotation, biological process: negative regulation of cell cycle; negative regulation of DNA replication. Gene Ontology annotation, cellular component: nucleus. Lineage: Eukaryota; Metazoa; Chordata; Mammalia; Microbiotheria; Microbiotheriidae. The record is from RefSeq and is a predicted model, not a curated record.